Wyeomyia smithii (pitcher-plant mosquito) is the source of this 1344-nucleotide messenger RNA. RefSeq lists its product as uncharacterized. The transcript has a single exon. NCBI's taxonomy places the organism in Eukaryota, Metazoa, Arthropoda, Insecta, Diptera, Culicidae. Gene Ontology annotation, molecular function: catalytic activity. Bases 1 to 1344 code for a protein of 447 amino acids. The record is from RefSeq and is a predicted model, not a curated record.
AUGCUAGUCCCUGUAAUUUUCAGCUUUCACGCUCCUGCCAUCAUAGUCGUCCAGGCUCUGAGACUAGUGCUGGAGACAGCCUACCAAACUGCCGCUCACGGCAAGUAUUCUUCAUUCAACGACGUCGCUCGGCCUGAUGCCGUCUCCACUUCCAGAUUUCCUUCAGGCGAUCCUGAAUUGCAAAUUUCGCUGUACUAUCAGAACACAGGCGGCAUCAACACGUCCCUUGCCGAUUACCAGCUAGCAUGCAGCGACGCAUGCUAUGACAUUUAUGCUUUCACCGAAACCUGGUUAAACAACAACACUUUAUCGCAUCAACUGUUCAAUGAAACGUACUCAGUUUAUCGGCAUGAUCGUUCAGUCCUCAACAGCAACAAGAGCACCGGUGGUGGAGUUCUUAUAGCUGUUUGUUCCAGUUUCAAAUCUCGUCUGUUGAAACCUCCCGAGGAUUUAACGGCAGAGCAUCUGUGGGUGGCGAUUUCCACGCUUACUGGCACCCUGUUUAUUUGCGUAAUGUACGUUCCUCCCGAUCGUGUCAACGACUGCAGCUUAAUAGAAAAGCAUACACUUUCUCUAGAAUGGAUCGUUUCACAAAUGGAAGCUAGAGACAACAUUGUCAUCAUAGGUGACUUCAAUCUCAGCACGAUAUCAUGGCUCCACAGUAGUCACAACUUCCGAUUUCCCGAUUAUUCUCGUUCUUCGAUCAGACCAGCAUCGUUUGCCCUACUCGAUGCGUAUUCUACUGCCAGGCUCCAGCAAGUGAAUGGUGUUUUGAAUACUAACAACCGUUUGCUCGAUUUGUGCUUCAUCAGUGAGGAUUUGGGGCAAAACUGUUCCCUUCUACAAGCUCUUGCGCCGCUUGUAAAAUAUUGCAGACAUCAUCCACCUCUACUACUGACGCUGGAAAUGCAUCCUGAGCAUCGCUUUGAAGAAAUCGCCGAAGCUGUUCACUACGAUUUUAACAGAGCAAAUUUUGUUGGAAUGAACAACUUCCUAGCUGGUGUUGAUUGGAAUACUUCGCUUGCCUGUGACGAUGCUAACUCCGCAGCUUCGACGGUGUGUAAUAUUUUGCUUUACGCCAUUGACCAGUUUGUGCCUAAAAAACGCCACCGUAAACCAGCUAAUCCAAUCUGGUCCAAUUCAGUUUUUAAACACUUGAAGAGAAUAAAAAGAGCGGCCCUGAGGAAAUUCAGUAAACAUCGAACCGAUGCUGCGAAAGCUGAAUACUUUCGCGCCAACGCCGCUUACAAGCGUCUCAAUGCCACUUUAUAUAAAAACUACCAGUGUGAUCUGCAGAAUCGUCUCAAAUCGAAUCCCAAACAGUUCUGGAGCUAUGUAAACUAA